ACAUAAACCCUAAAUCUAUCCCCCCUUAUAUUUCUUUCAUCUUCUUCUUCUAUUCUAGGUUUUCUCUCACUGCCGUCGCCAGAAAACUAACCAUCGAUCUAAAUCUCUUCUCCUCCGUUUCUCUGCAACUAAUCAGCAAAAAUGGUGGCCGUUAAGAAAAUGAAGAAGACUCAUGAGAGUAUUAACAACAGACUUGCUCUUGUGAUGAAGAGUGGGAAAUACACCCUUGGUUACAAAACAGUUCUUAGGACUCUCAGAAGCUCCAAAUCAAAGCUCAUUAUCAUCUCAAACAAUUGUCCUCCUUUAAGGAAAUCUGAGAUUGAGUACUAUGCUAUGCUUGCUAAGGUUGGAGUUCACCACUUCAAUGGAAACAAUGUUGACUUGGGAACAGCUUGUGGACGAUACUACCGUGUUUCAUGCCUUAGCAUCAUUGAUCCAGGUGAUUCUGACAUCAUCAAAACCCUUCCUGGUGACCAGUAAAGGGCAGAAAGACCUAGUGUAUGAGUCACUAGAUUAUGAUUUUGCUUGUUCGGUUGUCUCUUUUUGUAUCUCUACUCUAUUUAGUUUAAGUUGAGUUUUAGUUGAAUUCAAUUAACCUUUUUUAGGUUUGUUUCAAACUUGUAAUGAUGGAAGAACACAUUAAUACUUAUUUUGGGAGAUGAUAGUAUGCCUUUGCACUUUAUGAAUGCCGUAUGACUUGUGUUUUAAUUCGCUAUUUCA
Messenger RNA from Papaver somniferum (opium poppy), 720 nucleotides. Its product is annotated as 60S ribosomal protein L30. The transcript has 5 exons. The record is from RefSeq and is a predicted model, not a curated record. Gene Ontology annotation, cellular component: cytosolic large ribosomal subunit. The coding region runs from base 142 to 480 and encodes 112 amino acids. Gene Ontology annotation, molecular function: structural constituent of ribosome; RNA binding. Lineage: Eukaryota; Viridiplantae; Streptophyta; Magnoliopsida; Ranunculales; Papaveraceae.